Molecule: messenger RNA, 3085 nt
Organism: Scylla paramamosain (green mud crab)
Lineage: Eukaryota; Metazoa; Arthropoda; Malacostraca; Decapoda; Portunidae
Exons: 9
Coding region: 28-2394 (788 amino acids)
Cellular component (GO): membrane
Source: RefSeq, a predicted model, not a curated record
GGACAUUGCCCCGCCACUCAUUCCGCCAUGGGUGUCCUGAACACCUCACUCCUGCUCGUCACCCUCUUCCUGGCCCUGCCCGCUGGGUCACAGGCCAACACACAAUACGUUUUCAACUUCGAAAAUGAUCUCGAGGGAUGGAGUUCUUCGCGUGAUUCGUGGAGGUGGGCUGAUGAGUCCAUCUUGCAGGGCAACACCAUCCCGAGUGGCUACUACAAGGGCUUUGCCGUGAUGGACAAAAAGUUUACAAGUGGUGAGCUCUACACGACAUACUUCACCGCUUCUCAAGGCGGCAACUUCACCAUGAAAUUCUAUCUCCGCUCACAGUACCAUUUGUCCAACACCUUCAAGGUGUACACCAAAACUAGAUAUAACAUAGUCAAGCUGUUCCUUGACCUUAAGGAGUACUCCAUGCCCACCACUAACAGCUGGACCAUCGUGCAGAAAGAACUUCCAGCUGAACCUCAAGAUAUCAUGUUUGAGAUCUUAUGUUACAACGGCGACAAGGCCCCCGCGGGUCAGCCUCUCUUGGGCUGCGCUAUUGAUCAGAUCAUCUUCGAGACGUACAGUGACUCCACCACAGCAGCCCCAACCACAGCGGAACCCACCACUGCAGCCCCCACCACAGCACCUCUAACCACAGCACGACCCACCACAGCACAACCCACCACAGCACAACCCACCACAGAACCUCCACAAACCUCCACAGAACCUCCACAACCCACCACAGAACCUCCACAACCCACCACAGAACCUCCACAACCCACCACAGAACCUCCACAACCCACCACAGAACCUCCACAAUCCACCACAGAACCUCCACAACCCACCACAGAACCUCCACAACCCACCACAGAACCUCCACAACCCACCACAGAACCUCCACAAUCCACCACAGAACCUCCACAACCCACCACAGAACCUCCACAAUCCACCACAGAACCUCCACAACCCACCACAGAACCUCCACAAUCCACCACAGAACCUCCACAACCCACCACAGAACCUCCACAAUCCACCACAGAACCUCCACAAUCCACCACAGAACCUCCACAAUCCACCACAGAACCUCCACAAUCCACCACAGAACCUCCACAAUCCACCACAGAACCUCCACAAUCCACCACAGAACCUCCACAAUCCACCACAGAACCUCCACAAUCCACCACAGAACCUCCACAAUCCACCACAGAACCUCCACAAUCCACCACAGAACCUCCACAAUCCACCACAGCAGCCCCCACCACCGAACUUCCCACCACAGCAGCCACCCCCACAGCACGCCCCAUGACAACAGUCCCCAAUAUCGAACCUUCCACCAUAACAGCUCCUACCACAGCUCCCCCCACCACAGCACCUCCCACCACAGCAGCCCCCGGUGGACCCAUAACCUUCAACUUCGAGUCCGGGAUGGAGGGUUGGUCACUGGUGCACAUGAACGAGGGCGCCUUCCGGAGGGUGCACUUCGAGGACGCUGCACACAGAGUCGGUCCUCCCCCAGACGGUCCACAGGUUCUGCAGGUGUUUGCCGACAAUGUGCAGACAGGCACGGUGGUGGCGAGGAGUCCCCGGCUGCAGGCUACCAAGGAUGAGAUGAUGAUAGUGAUAAGAUUCUGGAUGGACGGAUCGCAAGACUUCCCCGCACAGCUCAAACUUCGCCGCCAGUUCAGCUACGAUGUCUUCGAAGAGGAGCCCGUUGUGAAUCUGGAUGCCUUCGGUGACCAGAUCAACAAUGUGUGGUUCAAAUACACCAAGUACAAGAAGCUGGAGGAGGGCGAGACUUUCUACCUCUUCAUUGAGGCUUCUCUCGGAGGCGACAUGAAGAACUCCGUGGCCGUGAGCAGCAUUCAGUUGGACGGCGUCAAGAUCAUCGAGGACAACGAGCCGAUGCUUUUCGACUUCGAGGGUGGACUGACAGGAUGGACAGCAGGGAAGAACGACGGAGGCAUCUGGGAGUUGACCACAUGGGAGAAACUGGAUCCUUCCCUUAACGUGCCUAAGCCAAUAACGGGAGAAAAGUUCCUGAUCGCAUCACGCUCCAGCAUCUACUCUGGCACCAUCACCCUGGAGUCGCCCAUCAUGGAGGUGAGCCAAGGGACCAAUCAGCUUCUGAAGUUUCAAUUUUACCUGCGCGGCACUGUCACCUACCCCGUGGUGCUCCGCAUCCGCAAGAAGACCCCGGACGGCACCUACGACGACCUUCCCUUCAUCGACCUGCGAAAGUAUGGCAACGUGGACUACCAGCAGUGGAUGAGACUUGAGCACGAGAUUGAGAUUCCAGUCAACCCAGAAGACACCCAGUACCAGCUCGUGGUGGAGGUGGACCUGGGGUCGAACCUGGGCAACGUGGUGGCUCUGGACGACAUUCAGGUGACGCAGAUAAGACGCAGAUAAGACGCCCCGCCAGGUGGUGCGUGACGAGACCAAGGGCAAGGACAUGCAGCUCUUGUUUCUGUUACUCCUGUGUUACUGCUUUCUUUUGCACAUGAGGCACGUAACAAACCUAGGGAGAGGAAGAUGAGCUCUCGUGUCUUGUUAUUCCAUUUUUUUUUCGUAAAUGAUGCGUGUAAUAAAACCAGGAAUCGAUGUUCAUCUUUUGUUUCUGUUAUUUCUACUUUUCUGUCGUUUUUAUAAUAGAUCAUGUGUAGAACAAACCCAUGAUGAUUGUUGACCUUUUGUUCGUUAUUCAUAUUUUUCAGAUAGGUAGUAGUUGCCUUUAUUGUUUGAUCUGUCAGUUACCAAUGUACAAUUUCUUGUCACGAUGUCAGUAUUAACUAAAAUAGCUCAUCUGUAAAUAGUAAGGAAGGUGAUGAAGUUAAUAGACGAAAAUGCAAUAAUGUACAAUGAACAGUGAAGACGACUGAGACAUUUGUUGUGCAGCAUCUCGGAGACAAUUAAUAAAUGCAGCUCUUUUCAGUGCCUUAGUGACAUCUUUUGACUUUCCUUCAGUCAAUGCGACCUGCUUGUACUUCGCAGUAUUACAUCAUCAGCAGUGGUUUUAGGAGCAAGAGGCUGUCAUACACACACUGCCGGUCACUGUCUUGGCGCCUGAUGACACGUAAUAAACAUAAUACAAAGAAAUAAA